UCAGCCCGUCUGUCAUCAAGCAGUAAAGGUAACACGACCCCUCGGAAGAUAUCAAACAUAAUAUUGACAUUGCAUACAUGCAAUGUUGGCUUCAUUCCGAGAUGGCGAUAAACCUGUACGAGCAAAUUUUGCGUGGAAAUCUGUUGAAAACAGCUACAGCUGCGUCCUAAUAAGGCCAGAAGAAUGGUAAAUUCACUUUCCACGCGUGAACCUCGUCCUGAGCACGAAAAUUGUUAGCAAUGAAAAGUGUCGAUAUCCUUUCAAGUUAUUUUUUGAUCGCUUUCACCGCACUCUGGAUUAACGGCUCACCGCAUAAGAUUUCUCCAGAAAGAUGUCGCUUGUUUUUUCUCAAUGCGACUGCAGCGUUUCACAAGGACAACCGUCAGCCGACCAGGGAGAAGCUUGAAAAGAUUAUCCCACUUUUGACCCCCGUUUAUCCAAACUCCACAUUUUCGUGCGAAGAAUCCACAGUUACACUUGAAGACAUCAAAUUCUCAUCUUGUUGCGCGCUUAAUGCAACGCGACUGGAUUUGGUCUUCAAAGUCGAACCCAACAAUGCGGACGUGCAAAAAAUCUUCGCGUACCACUGUUCUGAAAAUAUGCUGACUCAGGCGUCAGGAAUGUUUACAGCUGUGAAGGUGGAAGAAUUGUUAAGAUUUCGUGAAAACCGCAGCAUUUCGGCGCCGACGUAUGUCGUUGAUGAAAAAUCGUGCUGUAAAGAGCAAGACCGUUAUAAUGAGCCGUGUUGUAGGGCGGGGUAUACCCUCAAGAAUACAACUUGUGUAAGUGGAACUGGAAGUGGCAGUCACGUUCGUGCCAAAGAAGGUAGCAUACAGAUGGAGGAGACUAUAAACGAUUGUGAACCAAACGUUCCUGCACUUUCUGUCGGCGUAAUAAUCUUCAUCACGUGUGGCAGUCUUGUUUUGUUCGUCGGCCUCGUCUUGGCGGGGGUGAGAAUAUGGAAAUCAAAACGUCGCCACGAUGGGAAUGGAUACGUAGAGGCAGCUGUGGAGACGAACCCUGGACCACAGGAAGAGCCACACGAGGACACGGCAGCCGAAAUAACAGUUUCAGUACAAGCUGCAGAAGAAACAACUGACGGUUAUCUGAGCAUGAAAGGACAGACGACGGAGAAUACAACGAUAGAUCCGAACAUUACUACGAACAGCAACACAAAUGCAAACACCUCUACAUCGAAUGAAAUCCCUAACCACGAUGAUAAUAAACAAAAUUCACUAGCCCUCUCAAAACCUGUUACACGGAAACGACCGUUAUCUCGUCAAGAAAUGCAAUUCGAUUUUGACAUGCACAUCGCCAUAGAGGAUAUUGAUUUCACGAACAAAAUGCUGGGACGAGGACAAUUUGGACAAGUGGAAUUGGCCAAUGUUCUUAUCAAAGGCAUCAGAACAAAAUGCGCCGUAAAAAUGAUUCGAGGCAGAGGGACGUAUGAAGAUGAACGGGAACUCUUUCAGGAACUACAGAUGCUCUAUCAGAUCCCCUAUCAUCCUAAUGUGGUCAGUCUACUAGGAGGAUGCAUGGAAGCGAACAGUCCAUUGUACGUUAUUGUCGAGUACUGUGAGAAAGGUAGUCUUCUAAAAUACUUACAAAACAGCCGCAAUAAUUUCAAUGAAUAUGUGAAUAUGAGCAUACAAAAGUUGGACUUUCGCUGGAAACUAAAAAGAGCAAUGGAGAUUUGUAGCGGGAUGAUUUUCCUCAGUCAAAGACAGAUCCUUCAUCGCGACCUGGCGGCAAGAAAUAUCCUUCUGGACGAAAAUGAAGUUGCAAAAAUAGCCGAUUUCGGAAUGGCGAAAGACGUAUACCUCAGGGGGAUGUAUUGUAAAGAGACUUCGGGAUUUCUGCCCGUCAGAUGGAUGGCGAUCGAAGCAAUUGAGUCAUGCAUUUACACAGUCCAAAGUGACAUAUGGUCUUUUGGAAUAUUGCUAUGGGAAUUGUACAUGGACGGUGUCAAUCCUUACCCAGGAAUUGCUAAUGGAAACGAAUUGCUGGAGAAAUAUCUGAAACAAGGUUACAGAAUGGCUCAGCCAGAAAACUGCCCAGAUUCAUUUUAUCAGCUGAUGCAAAGGUGUUGGUUGGCAAAUCCAGAGGAUCGGCCGAAAUUCGCUCAAGCGUUACGCGAAAUGGAACUGAUUGAAAAAGAGGAGAUGCGCAGGGAAUCAGAAGCCAGUCGAAUGACACAGUCCAGCAGAAUGACUGAAGAUAGCGACGAUUUGCCGGUUUUUGAAGAAGACGAAGAACUUCUAGAAACACCUGAGAAAGAAGCAAACGUUCCUUUAAAGGUUAUUCGUUCAUCUCAAGAAAAUGUCGAAACGUCGAGUGAAAGCGAGUGCCCAGCGAAGGUACCAGAAAUUGGGAUAGUGAAUCGCGGGCGUAGUAGUGUCGACAGCGGCACUAAUGCCUUUGAACUACGUAGUUUAAGGAGAAACUCGGACGAUCAAACCAGUCAUUGUUAGUAAUAAAAUAAUAUCGUGCCGCCCUGUUCUUGUAGGGUCAAAAAGAGAGCAAAAUAAUCAUGAUAAGUUUCAUAAUUUAAUAUACAUGCAGAGGCAAAGAAAAUGUAAACAUACCAAGUGCAUGCGCUAACCGGACUGCAAAUAACCUUUUAUAACAUUUAUAAUACUUAAUGACAUGGGCAGGUCCUAUGUGUAUUUUCAUAAAGACACAUUUCACAUUCCACAUUUUAAAGACACCAAUUAUUCCAGUUUUCCGUUUUAAAAAGAUGCGCGAGGGACACAAAGUUCAUAAAAUUCCUGGAACUUUGAUUCAUUGUAUUAUGUCGCUCUUAAUUAAAACUCAUUUUAAUGUUGAUUGAUCAGGAUUGAUAAUGAUUGAUGGUGAUUAUCGAAACUUUCGUUUUGUCUGCGGAGGGCAUUCGAAGUGAAACUUCCAGGAAAUCGAGCUUCGAGUAUUCCUUUUAUUUUUAGAUUGACCAAAGAUUUAAAAACAGCAAACUAGGUUAAGUCAACUUUCAGGGCCUUUUAAGCUAGAGUUAAAGACAUGCAGAGUUGGCAAAAAACCCUUACACAACCGAUCCUUGCAUGGAGUUUGGACAGUGAAAAUUACCUUCUUUUAGGUCCAUUCGUGGUGUUUGAUAUAUAGGACGCAUGCAGUAUUUAAUAAAUUGAAAUACCUUGAAUGUUACGACAUGCAGGAUAAUAAUAUAUCACAAAUUUUAAUAAUGAGAUAACAAUGUAAACGUAAUACUUUUAAGUAUAUUCAUAUGUACAAUAAAUAUAUCGAUGUAUAUAUAUAAAUAUACUUCUUAAUUUAAGUUUUUCGCUAAGAAAAACGAUAUGUAAAGAUUUA
Dendronephthya gigantea is the source of this 3324-nucleotide messenger RNA. RefSeq names its product tyrosine-protein kinase ABL2-like. Gene Ontology annotation, molecular function: ATP binding; transmembrane receptor protein tyrosine kinase activity. The transcript is spliced from 15 exons. Gene Ontology annotation, cellular component: signaling receptor complex. NCBI's taxonomy places the organism in Eukaryota, Metazoa, Cnidaria, Anthozoa, Malacalcyonacea, Nephtheidae. The coding region runs from base 240 to 2471 and encodes 743 amino acids. The record is from RefSeq and is a predicted model, not a curated record. Gene Ontology annotation, biological process: positive regulation of kinase activity; cell surface receptor protein tyrosine kinase signaling pathway; protein phosphorylation.